CAGCUUCUGAGGGUCGUGUCCGCCGCGUGGGUUGGUCGCCGGGCUGCAGACAUUGAGGCAAAGUGUUUAGAACAGCGGUAUCGUGAUUUGCCUCCAACGGUGAAGACGGAGUUCAUCCAUCAGUUGAGCAUUUUUGUCAUCUGCAAAUAAUGUUGGCCAGGUAGCAAGUGAUGGGACUGGAGUAAGAAGAACCUGCUUCUGCCUCUGACCUGGUGUUACUGACACCAAAUGUGCAUGACUUUUCCCCCACACCGGCCAGUUCUCCAACUCCCUGGAUGUCCUACUGGGUGUCCUACAGUUCACCUCAGUUCUGGCACUACCAGGAUUCAGCAGAGACCUCCUCCGCCACAGGUUCUAGUAAUAGAAGAAGAAGAAGGAACAUUUCAGUAAUAGAAGAAGAAGAAGGUUCCAGGCUUGGGAGGUCAUCAUUUCUGGCAGCAGCCUGACCUGAGAUCUCUGAUCACAACUUCCAGGCAGGCCCACAGAGACAGAAGACAGAACACCAGAACACACCCUAGAGUUACAUGCCUUUUUUUUUUUUUUUUUUGGCCGAGCCGCUCGGCUUGUGGGAUCUUAGUUCCCCGACAAAGGAUUGAACUCACACCCUUGGCAGUGAAAGCGCAAGAGUCCUAACCACUGGACUGCCAGGGAAUUCCCGACACGCCCUUUCUUAAGAACUGGAGAAGAUGAUCAAGGUCCAGGCAUCUUUGUCAUUUGAGGACGUGGCUGUACGUUUCACCUGGGAAGAGUGGCAGUUACUGGACCCAUCUCAGAAGGACCUGUACAGAAAUGUCAUGUUGGAGAACUACUGCAACCUAGUGUCAGUAGGAUAUCAGACUCCCAAACCAGAUUCACUCUUCCAGUUGGAACAAGGAGAACCCCCAUGGAGGGUAGAGGGAGCAGGCCAGAGUCAAACCUGUCCAGCUUUCUGGAUCUGACUGCAGUUUGUCUCAUCCAGGACCCUGAGGUCUUAACCUGGUUCCAUUCCUCCCAGCAUGCCCCCUCAUGCCGUCUCCUUUUCUUUGUCUGCAGGGGCCUCACUUCCUGUUCUUCACCUUACCUGCUAUGAGAUACAUCUCACUACCUGUUCACAUUGCUUUGCACUUAGCGCUGCUCCCUACCUCUGCAAUAUCCCCAUCCCUUUUGAAAGGGCUGAUUAAUAUCAUUCCUUGACAAUCCACCUCAGCUUCAUUCAUCUGAAAACCACACACCCCUCGUAACCCAGGGCACCUCUGUCUACUAAUUCACCCUCUGCUUCCCAAGCUUUCAGAUUCUGUUUUUUUUUUUUUUCGUUUUUUUUAAUCUUCUGUUAAAAGUUUAAUUCAUUCUUAAGGCCUAAGAUUUCUGUUCUCUGCUGGAGAGUCCCACGUUGACUCCCGCUAAUAUAUGACCUGCGCUCUAAUAAUCUGUGUGUUGCCAGGCACCAGGGCCUCUGCCCUAUGAUAUUCUACUUCCUGUAUGUGAAACCAGAACCCUCCUUUCUCCCAGAUAAUGUCUUCACCAUCAGAGUGUGUAUUCGUAUAUACAGAAGAUUUAACCUCUCUGCACUCUAACAGGUAUUCCCACCUCUCUUUCUAUAGUCUGAUCUGCCCUCUCAUUCUAUAUUUUGCCUGCACCCAAGAUAUCCGUCCUGUGAAAUCCUUUUUCCUUCACCUUCAGGAAUGAGAUCACUUUUCCUCCUGGUGAAUCCUUUUCCUCCCUGUGCAUUUUAUUUAGGUUCUCCCGUACUGCUCUACACCCUGGUGCCCGGUCACCUUUGAGUUACCUUGAGUCUUUCCUAUUUACUCUGCUCUAUAUUUCUGAAGGUCUCUGCUGUUCCUAUUGAAUUUUGUUUUCAAAAUGCAUUUUGGAAAUUCCACCCUCUCAGGUCCCCUGAUGGCCAUGAUGAUAUAGACUUGCUUUGUUCCAAUUCCUACAUAUAUAGGUUGAUUUCAGUUUUUCUUUUAGCUCCCUUUGAGGUUCUGGUUGUAUUCCUCUGUGGAUAGGGGGCAUGGAAGCAGUGGGACUUGAUGAGAAAACAUGAGGAGUGAGAGUUGGUUGAGAAAACAAGAGGUCCACAUUUAUUUUUUGAAGUUGAGAAGAUAAGAACCCAGCCAAAUAAAAAGAAAAGCAUUGGGCUCUGGUAGAAACAGGGUCAGAAGAUGUCCUGGAAACAAGUGACAAAAUUACUCCAAAGAGGAGGAAGUGAUCUAUUUUGCUGAAUGCCACAGAUUAUGUCAAAUAACCCAAAGACUGGCAUCUACGCAUUUGAUUAUAUUGCAUUUUUACAUCCAGAUGCCGCCUUCUUUCACUCUGAGUUCUCUUUUUCUGUCUGUGAAGUUCAAGUGCACACUCAAAACUCCCUCUUUCCUGACUUCCUAUCUGUUUUCAUAUCUACACCGCACUAACUCGGUCCUGAUCGUAUAUUUUAUUGUAUUGUUUUACUGGUUGAUAUGAGGCUUUUUCCAUAUAGAGGAAAGGGUCUGUAUCUUAUUCUUCCUUACUUAGCGUAACCACAGAAUAAUUCACUGACAGUAUCACUUGCAUCCAUUUAUCACAUCUUUCAUGAAAGCAGGUUUGGUGGUCCCCCACCCUGCCCCUGGGUGCAUGGCUUGCCGGAUCUUAGGUACCAAACCAAGGGUUGAACCUGCACCCUGGGCAGUGAAAGCGUGGAGUCCUAACCACUGGACCACCAGGGAAUCCCCAAAACAGGUUUGGUUUGGUUGCAUUUUGGUUUUAAUUUUGCUUUUCAUCAGGGAUAUGUGUGAACUAUGUGGGAGCCUUUUCCAACUACAGGCUCUGUCUCUUGAGAUUCGGCUUCUGGUUUGCUAGGUGUGGGGAGUGACCAGAGCCUAUGAGGUAUUUGAAAGGCUUGCCAGGCAAUUCUGCUUUGAUCCCUGUCAUUGAAGAACCACAACUCUAAUGUGCUCUGAGGGAGAUGCAGAUGAAAUAAAAGACAAGUGUAAAAAUCUGUUGGAAAGGGUUGAUGUAGGUGCAUAAAAUUCUAAAAUUUUUAGCAUUUUAUUAUGAGGUAUAGACAAGGAUUGAUUUACAAAAUCAGAGAAAACAGAUUUGAUAAAGUGUUGCUGAGAAGAUAACGUGUGCUUCUUUUUGAAAGCAUUAUAAAAUAAUUUCUGCAAGAAAGAGAGCUGGGUUUUAAGUAAAAAUGUUGACAGAAGGCCUUGUGGGUCAGUAAUAAUGUAAAAAGAAGACUUUGGAGAUGGAAAUGAGGAAAGCAGUGUGGGAGAUUCUUAAUAGAUUGGCCUAUAGGAGACUGUCUGCAAAGAAAUGGCUGAUUACUCUGGGUUUUAUGUUAAUAAUUGGCUUAGAAAGUGUGAUUUUGGUUUUGUCUUGUCUUUUUUGGCUAGUUCUAUGUAGUCUUUCUUGAUAGCUGGGUGGUAAAAUUGUAACAAUGGGAAAAUAUAGCUUGGAGUUCUAGGAUGAGUGGAAGGUAAGGACAAUGAAUAUUUUCUUCAUCCUGGAUGGGAAUGAUUCUUCAGAAUCUCUUCAUUGACGGGUGACAGAAAUGAUGUAGGAACAGAGAUCAAGGAAGAAUCUGGCAUUAGUGGAAAGUAGAAAAUUUGGAGAUGAGUAUAUUAAACAUAUUAUAAUGGCAAAUAUAGGAUAUGAUGGUCUAUACCUGUGCUGUCCAGUGUGUUGGGCACUGGCCACAUGUGGGCUACUUAAAUUUAACAUUUAAUUAAAUUUCAUUAACAUUCAGUAAAAUUACAAAUUUAUUUCUGUAGUCAACUCUAGCCACAUUCAAGUGCUCAACAGCCAUACAUGGCUAGUGGCUACCAUAUUGGAAAACACAGAUAUAGAAUAUUUCCAUCACUGCAGAAAUUUUUAUGGGGCAGCUCUAUAUACAGUUACAUUAUGAUUGAAGAAGGUGGUAUUUCCACCAGUCAGUACAUGGGAUGUGGGUAGAUGGCCCAAGGACUUAUUUUUAAAUUUCAGAUGGUUAUAUGUGUGUCUGGAUAUAUUAGAUCAUGUGAGGUUGUAUCAUACCUAAUAGAAAAUUGGAGUAUUAUCUACAAUAUUACUAUUAAAUAAGUGAUUGGUGUCUUAGAAAAGUUUCAUUUUGGUGUGCAGUCAGAAUGAGAGGGGAACGAUUUAGUAACAAGGCGAUUAUUGAAUAUUUUACCUCAGUACUCUUGGAUCGCACUCUGUAGAUCCUACAUUCUGAUUUUCCAGUUGUAACCCUUUGUUACUAAAACCCAUGUUGCUUAUUUGUUUGAUCAGCAUAGAUACGGUUUGAUGUCUCUGGAUGGACUUUUCAUGUUCUCUGCGUAUUCCUCUCCCCAAACUCUAAAACUAGGAAUGCCCUUGUCCUGGGCUCUCCCCUUUCUCUACUCAUUCUUCUUAAAUUAUCUCAUUUAGUUUCAUGCAGUCCAGAUAUUUAAAAAAUAUUUGUAUACUCAUGACUUAAAAUUCUUAUCUUAAGUCUAAAACUUUCUCCACACUCAUAGAUCCAGCCAAGUACAUCAUAUUUUCUCUUGAGUGUGUAUUAGUCAUCUCAAACAUGAUGUGUACCUCAAAAUGGAGCACUUGAUAUCCCACAGAUGCCAAACCUAUGUCUUUAUUCUUCCUCGUCUUAUUAAAUGGCACCAGCUCCUAAACAGAUGCUUCAGCCGCAUCUUGAGGCCCUGUCCUUGAUUCUUCCCUUUUCUACCUCCAGAGUUCAUUGUGAUGGUGAGUCUUAGCUUUCCUUCCUCUAUACUUAUCUUUUCUUCCUCCAUCAUGCAUAAUUUGUUUUUGUACAUUUUUUCAUCUCCUUGGUAGUCAUCCAUGCUGAGGCUACUGUUAUCUCUUGCUGGAACUCUACCAUAGCCUCCUGUGUGUUUUCUCAACAAUUUUAUUUCUCCAAUUCAUUCUUCCUAUGAGUCAUGUGACCUUUUGGAAAUAUCAAUUCAAAACCUGUUGUACUUCUGUCAAAAAUUUUUUGGUUGCUUCCUGCUAUUGUUCUUAGCAUAAAAUCCAGUUUUUAACAGUUUACAAGAUCUAUACACUCUCAAUUCUACAGACCUUUCCAAACUUAUCUAUUUCUACUUCCCUCAAGCUCAGGAUAGUCCAAGUAUGCCAGCCUCCCUUAUGUUUCUCUAUCAUGCCUAAGUUUUUUUUGCCUUUGAGUUUUUGCAUUGCCUGUUUCCUCUUGGAAUAGUCUUCAUGUAGUUAUUUGCAUAACAUUGCUCAUUCUAGUCCUGUGAUGUCAGCUUAACUUUUUUUUCUCUUGAGGAUGACUACUUUGUCUAAGAUUGACCUUGCACUACUCUAUCACCUCUUUCAUACCAUUUUUCAUGUUCUAUAAUUUUCUUACUACUUUGAUUACCUCUUGAUUCUUGCUCUCUUUCUCUUUUGUUACUAGAAUGACAGCUCCAUGGAGACAGAAUAUAUUAGUCAAACUGUAGUAACAUACUAAUUCUAAUAUUCUAAUAUAUUAUUCUAAUAUUCUAGUAUAUUCCCAAACACCAACCCAUUCAGUGUUUUUUGGAUGGAUGGAUCCAUCCCUUCCAUCUUCUUUUUUUGUAUUCCAGUCACAGUGUGGUUCUAUUUCUACUUCUGUCCCCAUUUUGCGAGGUUCUAUUUGGAAAGCAGCCCACAUUAUAUUUAUUCAUUGUAGACUGCCCAACUUUGUUUCUAAAAUAGCUGUUUUUCCUUUUACUGUUUUAUAAUAUUGUCUCUUUUUAAAAAAUAUUUAUUUAUGGGCUUCC
This is a messenger RNA of Delphinapterus leucas (beluga whale), 5690 nucleotides long. The record is from RefSeq and is a predicted model, not a curated record. NCBI's taxonomy places the organism in Eukaryota, Metazoa, Chordata, Mammalia, Artiodactyla, Monodontidae.